AUGUUCGAGCCAACUGUGCAGAUAAAGAACAAGAUGACCAAGGAAAGCACAGCCAGAGAGACCCUGUCAGAUACUCGCCUAGCUGGUAGCUCCCGCCCAGGACGCAGUUAA
This is a messenger RNA of Pyricularia grisea, 111 nucleotides long. RefSeq lists its product as uncharacterized. NCBI's taxonomy places the organism in Eukaryota, Fungi, Ascomycota, Sordariomycetes, Magnaporthales, Pyriculariaceae. Bases 1 to 111 code for a protein of 36 amino acids. The transcript has a single exon. The record is from RefSeq and is a predicted model, not a curated record.